Saccostrea echinata is the source of this 5328-nucleotide messenger RNA. Its product is annotated as TBC1 domain family member 30-like. The record is from RefSeq and is a predicted model, not a curated record. Gene Ontology annotation, cellular component: endoplasmic reticulum. The transcript is spliced from 13 exons. Lineage: Eukaryota; Metazoa; Mollusca; Bivalvia; Ostreida; Ostreidae. Bases 128 to 3184 code for a protein of 1018 amino acids.
CAAGAAGCGUGAAAUUUGGAAUAUACAACGAAUGAACUUAUCCGAUAAAUUAAAUCAUAAUUUGUUGCACGGGAAUAGGUAAAAAUGCAAUGCACUAGAAAAUCAAGAAAGUGGGGAGCAUCUUCAAAUGCAAUUUGAAAUGUCCUCUUCAUUUGGAUUGGUAACUGAUUUAUCAUACCAAGACCGCAAAACAUCCAUUGUGGAUGAUCUUCUCUUUGAGAUAUAUGAUCGUUGGCACGAUGGGCGACAUGACAGUUUUGAGAGCGACACCUUUACUGAAUGUUCCAGCACGUCGGAGGUGUAUCACUGGCGAAGGAAUUCUUUUCAACUGGAGAAUGACAACAAACACUCCUCUCGGAUCCUCCCUUCUGUUCUACAAACACAAAGUGUUGAUCAGUUGAAGAAGACAGUAGAGGAAUUACAACAUCGGAUUAACUUUGUGUCAUCUCGAUUAGUCCGGCAACUGAAGAGGCGAGAUCGGAGGGUCGCUAAACUCCAACACAACUCGGAUCUUGUAACGGCCAUACUGCAGGCUUCCUCACAGAAGAGAAGAAUUGACACUCGGAUCAGAUUUAGUUUGGAACCCCUGCCUGGAGCCAGUGCCUUUGACCAAUGGAAGGACGCCAUGAGAGCGGUGGCCAGACUGCCACAUGGGAUACCCGACAGCUUCCGGAAAAAGGUUUGGCUAAGCCUGGCUGAUAAUUACAUAAGGGAACAGAGCAUUGAUUGGACUAAGACUGUACGAUUCGCAUUUAAUGACCGGAGUAAUCCGGAUGACGAUUCUCUUGGGAUUCAAAUUGUCAAGGACUUGCACAGAACUGGAUGUAGUGGAUUUAGUGGACAAGAAAAUGAUGAAGACCGAUCAGUUCUGAAGAGGGUGCUGCUGGGAUAUGCAAGAUGGAACAAGAGUGUCGGAUAUUGUCAAGGCUUCAAUGUUAUAGCAGCCAUGUUACUGGAAGUGAUGGACAGAAAGGAAGAUGAUGCUUUAAAGGUGAUGAUUUACCUGAUAGACCAUGUGUUACCUGAGGGUUACUAUGCUCACAAUUUGAGGGCCCUGUCAGUUGACAUGGCAGUGUUCCGGGACCUUUUGAGGGUGACUUUUCCUAAGCUAUCAAAACACCUAGACCACCUCCAGAGUGCUGCCCAGGACAAGACCACAGGUGCCAACUAUGAGCCCCCACUGACAAAUGUAUUUACGAUGCAAUGGUUCCUGACUCUUUUUGCCACCUGUCUGCCAAAACAUAUUGUACUGAGGGUCUGGGACUCAAUUUUACUGGAGGGCUCCGAGAUUUUACUUAGAACUGCUCUGGCAAUCUGGGGAAAACUCACCAAGAGGAUUCUGUCUGCUAGCAGUGCAGAUGAGUUCUAUUCCUUAAUGGGUACACUUACUCAGGAAACAAUGGAGGGACGAAUCUUCAAUGCUGAUCUCUUAAUCAAAUUCAUAUAUGCAUGUGCACCUUUGCCCAUGCAACAAUUACCAGAACUCCGAGAGAAAUAUACCUAUAAUAUAAGACCCUUCACUAGUGCUUCAAACACUAACAGGAGAUCAGGGGCCAACAACAUGUUGCCUAGCGAUGAGGAUGACCUUGAUGAAGAUGACCUUGAAGCCAUAAGUUGUUUUACUGGCAUCAUGCCAGCAAGUGGGACCAGUAAAGGAAAAGGUGCUGAUCAUGACCCGAACAGCAGUACAGCAGACAUUUCAAUGGUGGGUCCUGGGGCAUAUGGAAUGGGUGGAGACUCGAAUCAAUCUAACAAUUCCUCUGUGUAUCUGGAGAGGAUGUGUACAGACAUAGGCUCACUGAAGAAACAAUAUAGCAAGCUCAAACAGAGGCAGACACAGGCUCAUGUUAUUAUAGCAGCUGCCUCGGCCAAGCAGCAGGCCAAAGUGAAAGCUUUAACUCCAAAAAUGGAACCACCAAGAGCCAUAAAUCAUCUGUUCGUUAGCAAGGCCAUGCUUCCUAAUGUUAGCCAUGCCAGAAACAGGGGUGGGAAAGUGAUGAUGGUACCUCAAUUUCUACAAAAGGAACAGAAAACCCCAAAUAAAUAUGUACAAGAAAUAGUUACUACAAAAUCAGACAGUACAGAACCUCCAGUGAAUUCUGAGAAAUGUGUCAGUGGUGAAAACAUUACGACAGAAAAUCAGUCAGGAAAGGCAUCAGAGAUUAGUAGAGAGGAAAAGGAAGAGGAAAGGGGAAAACAGGGGGAAAAUUCUGUAAAUGAAAAGGAAAAAGGAGGUGCUUCAGAAAGAACUGAUGGACUUGUUUCUAAUGAGGAAGGUGGUGCCAAUCAAAAUGAAGAUGAAAGAAUUGCCAGUUGUUCAGAACAGAAAAAUGGGGUACAAGAAAAUGAGGAAGUACACAAUGGUUGUGGAAAUUCUAUCGAGGCAGAUGGAAGGUUGAAGACCCUGGACCGUCAGAUCUCUGUAGAGUCAAGUGACUGUAGUGUGGAGGAUUUCAAUGAGAAUUGUAUCCAGAGGAGGAAUAGGGGAUACAUGGAGCCAGACUCCGAUGAGGAAGAAUUAAUGAGGGAGAUUGAUGAUAUGAUCCAGGCUUGUUCCAGUCAGCUGACACAAGGCACUGAGGAGGAGGAGGAGGAGGAUCCAACAGAAAACUCACAGGAGGAUCCAAGUGAAAACUCUCCUAAAAAUGUGAGGCAGGACAGCAGGAGGAUGGAUCUUCCUCUACGAAGCAUUUCUCAGGAUUCUGUAAGUGAAGAUGAAAAAUGUGUUUAUUCUGGACAGAAUGUUGAAAAACAAAUGAGGAGGACUAGCUAUGGGUCAAAUUCAAGGGCUAUUACCAUGUCCCAGAGUUUAAGUUUAGCUCAGUAUGCACACUCAAAGCGCAAAAUGUCCAGUUGUAGUGUUGAGUCUAAUGCUUCCAAACAUUUGACCGAUUCAGAUUCUGGUUCGGUUUUCAGUCCUGAUGAUUCUGAGUCUCCAAGAUUCUUUCCUGGUGAAAAUGUGAGUCCAACAGCAGGAAAAUCUGUGUCCUGGUCUAGUGACGUUAAAUCUCCAAGCCAUUCUCAGUCUCCCUUGUGUGCAAUAAAGAAACCAUUCAAUCCUUUUCCAGUGAGGCAUAUCAAUGAGAAUCGUGCCAAGACUGGAAUCAAACUGGGACUGUACAAAACUUCAACAUUUAAAGAAUUGGAGAAGCAAUCUAAACGACGCACAUUGUGGAGCAAAUAAGUGUACGGAAUUUUUUUUUUGUAUGUAUGAUUUUGUUCCAAAAUAUUUCAGUUUAUACUUUUGUUUUUGUGUGUGAGAAUGCUUGUUUUUGAAAAAGGGAGAUAAUUUACAUGUUUGUCUUAGUCAAUAAGAACAUUUUUAGACAUAAAGUGGCUGUUGUGUGCAAUUUAAAAUUUAAGUAUAUUUCAUGUAUUCUACAUUGUUCUAGCUCAAUUUUUUUUUUUUUUUAAAAUGUAUCUAUUGUUAUUUUUUUCUUCACUAAAUAAUAGUAUAACUAUUUAUAUACAAAAAGAAAUCCAUUUACUUUUUUUUAUUGGUGUUGGGUUCUAUUUUCUGGAUUUUUCCUCAUGAGUUGUUUAUUGAAAUUUUCAUAAGUAUUGGUGUUAAGUGGCACAGGGGCUGGACACUUAAUGUACACACUGGGGAUCAGUCUGUUGACAGGUUACCAGCCCCUGUGGUAAGGGGCAUUUAUUACAGUACAGUUUUACAAUGUGUACUACCUCAUCCUAAUUUGUGCAGAGCUGUUAACAUUUUCUUUCUGGGUAAGCUAUAUAGAUAACUCACGACAGAUUUCGAAGUGCUGCAUACUGUACAUCGUGUAACUAUUCGCUCCUCCUUUUCAGUAUAACUCUGGUUAUAACCUCAAUGGAUAUGUACUUUUAUAUCUUCAUGGUUCAAAAUCUCUACAGAGUUAUUGGACUAUUUGUUUUCUUUUAUAGAGUUGUGGCAUGUUUAAUAUCUAAACAUUUUAUUUUGAAUUCAAAUCUUCAAAAAUCUGGAUACCUUAAAAAGAUUUAUUCUGCUAUGUGAAUCUCGAUCAUUAUAGUAUUUAUCAUUGUAAGCCGACCUGUAUUAGGUAUGACCUAAUGUAUAACAAUGCUUAUCUAUUUGUUUAGUGCUGUUGUAAUAAAGUUUACUACAAUUGAACCUAAGUAGACCCAUCAGUGUUGAUCUCAUACAGUGUAUUUCAGUGUUUUCCCUAAGAACUGGCUACCGGCCAAAUUGACCACUUCAAUUGAUAAAAAUGCCUCUUCAGAAUAAAAAUAUAUAUAUAAAUUUUAAAAAAUCAAAAUUAGAUUGUUGUAAGGUCCACAGAGAUUUUUCAUAAACUUUAACCCAAAGCCUGUUACAAUUGAUAUCUAACCUUUUGCUUUGAAAUGAAGGGAAAACACUGGUAUUUGUCUCGUGGAAAAAGAAUUCUAAUUCCUUGUGAGGAUUUAUAGUUUUGGGUUUUUUUAUUCAAUUUGUUUCUCCCUAAUUUACUUGUUUUUCAUUUGGAAUAUUCUAUCUAUUUUGAUAGUAGUGUAACAGAUUUUGUUUUCACAGCUGGGGUCAAGUUAUAUGAAACUUGACUGUUUGAGAGAGAGAGAGAGAGAGAUUUGGAGUUAUUGAGACACUGGUUAAUAGCCAUAAUCUGGUGAUACAAUGGCUGCUGUUUUAUAUAUCUGAAUUGAAUAUCAAAGCAGAAAUCACUUGAUUGUUUUUUUAACAGGAUUUUAAAAAAUGCAGAUGGGAUAUUAUGUUUUUGGAAGUGGACCAAUUGAUUAUUACAAUCUUUGAAAAGUUUAGGCAAUCUUAAACUGUAUUAUUAAAUUGAUUUAUUCAAAAAACUUUAAAGAGGGACCCAGAGUCAUUUUGUGAUACUAUUUGAUUUAAUAAUGCAGUGAUCACCCUUGGAAUGUGUAUUUAGUUAUGAUUUCAUUAUGACUCUUGUUGUAAUCACUCAGAUUUCAUGGGUUUUUUUGGUUGUUGUUGUUGUUUCAUUCAUUCUUCAUUCCCAGUGGUUGUGCAUUAACAUACAUGUAAUAUUGACAAGUGGUUGUGAAAUUUUAAAAUUCUUGGUUUUGUUGUAUAAUUGUCCAUGAUAUGAAAUCCAUUCUCCUUCUAUAAAUAUUUACAUUGUGUUCUUUUUUUCAUUACAUUCCUUUGUUGUAAUUUCAAGGUUCAUUUUGAACUCCUGUUAUGUAUUAUAUAAUUCAGUUGUUAUGAUUUUUUUUCUUUGGGUCAGAUUAGGAAAAUUUUUAAUUCAGCUUUAUGAAAAUCAGAAACCUGUUCUUAAAUGGUUGUUAUGAUUUUUUUUUGUUCCUUGUUACAAGUCUGCAUAAUGGCUGGUUGAAAUUAAAUAAAUUAUAUGGUGCUCAUCU